GUCAUUGUUGCUACAGUUCAUACACACUAUAAAUCAUUAGAAUAAAAGAACAUCCGAUAACGUUUUAAAUGAACCCCUUUUACCAAUACUCGCAACCAACAAAUCCAUCAAAUUCACAUAUCAAUAAUACACAUUUAUCCAUUAUCAACACAUCAUCAACACCUUUAAAAAGAACACGCGCAAAAAGAAGUUGUGAUUUCUGCAGAAAAAGAAAAUCACGAUGUGACGCAGAUACCUGCACGCCAUGCUCCAAUUGCAAAGCUUGGGGUUAUACAUGCGAGUUUCAAACAGUAAGAAAAAAACGCGGACCUCCCAGCGUAUAACCUCGAAAAAAAGUGCAGAAAAAUGGAAUUGCUUCUCAUUGCUUUAACGAAUUGUUCCAUUGCACAUCUUGAACGUAAUGACUUUCAGUAUACCGGCCACAGUCAGCCAAAUUCACCACCUAUUCAAACAGACCUGGCUCCUGGCGAAAACGAAGAUUCCGAUUUUGAUAAACGAGAACAGGACAUGAACAAGGAUUACGAUUGUAUUAAAUACACUGGCCAAUCAUCCACUGGGCUACGACUAUUUGAUAAUGCCUUCAAAGAUCAGUCUUCAAUUCCGUGGCCCGGCAGAGAAAACAUUGUAUUAAAAUUAGUGUCACAAGAUGAAUUAAUGAUUGUUAGAACUGAAAAAUCGUCAAUGGCAAAGAAAUCAGACAUUUUAUUGGAUAUUGGACUUUCCAUGAGAAUCCCAUUAUCAAGCCGUCCAGAAAAACUGGGAAGCGCUUUUCUUAAAAGCGCGAGUAAGCCUACCGCUCAUCAAUUAGACGAAAUGAUUGGCAUCUAUUUUAGUCACUUGCAUGUGUCAUUUCCCAUAAUCAACAAGACAAAAUUUCUUAAGCAAUACGACAGCUCUUCCACUAAACACUCUAUUUUAACACAAGCGGUUCUUGCAUUGUCAUUUCGGUUCGUAAGUCAAAAUUUACCAGGGCUUGUGGAAGAAGCCGAACAUUUCGGGGAUGAUUUUUUCAGAAAAGUUAUGAGGCUACUGCGGGACUCAACCCGAUCAAGACUUUGUUAUGUUCAAGCCACACUCCUAAUGGUUUUCUUUCUAGAUAUGGACAAAGACGAUAUUGAAUCUGUCCAAUGGUGUACUUUAGGAAGUGCUAUACGUAUGGCUCAAGAUUUAGGCCUUCACCGUUCUUGUGCGAAUUGGGACCUACCUCGCUCUGAAAUUGAAACUAGACAUCGUGUAUUCUAUGCAUUAUAUAUUAUGGAUCGAUGGCUUGGUGCUCGUGCUGGAAAGCCUCUAACAAUUUUGGAUAGAGAUUUUGAUGCUGCCAUUCCUUCUCCAUUCGAAAUCGAUGAGGAUCCCAAUGAAGAAGCACCAGUAUAUCAGUUUUUCUUACUUUUAAUUGAAUUGUCUGAAAUUCUAGGUCGUGUCCUAAAAUCACUGUAUGCUCCUAACGCAAAAAAUGCAAACUUAGACGCUGCCUUAGACGACCCAACAAUCGUGUCUGUGCUUAAUACUAGGUUAAAAAACUGGAAGAAUGUAUUAGAUAAAACCACUGAUGGCAAAUAUUUGACGGAAAUAGACAACCUAAAUUUAAAGCUAUUUUAUUACACCGUGGUGCUGUUACUACACCGCCCAUUCAGCAGUUUGCCCACAGAUAAAUACUCUCAAUCACAAUCAAUUGUUUCUGAAUCCGAAAACAUAUGCUUAAAUGCUGCUAAACAAUUGAGUGAAGUUGUUACAAGGCGUCAAGAUCAAACGAAGAGUCCCGGUUAUUAUACUAUAUUUUGCUCCCCAACAUGCUUUAUAUAUGCUUUAUUCCAAUCCUCCUUGGUAUUUCUUUCAAAAGCUUUAAAAACUAAGAAUCCUUCGGACACUCAAGAAUUUUAUCAGUCUAUCCAUUUGAUAAAAAUACAUAACGAUAUGGGCCCAGCUCCUCGGGCAAUCGAAAUUUUAAAUAUGUUGGCUACCAUAAAUGGUUUAUAUCCUGGAUCAAGUAACCAAAGUCCGAGUGUUACGAGGCUUGCAAAUGUCAGAUCUGAACCUCACCAAACUACAUCACAUAACGACUUAUAUGUUAAAAAAGAAUUAUCAGUAGCGCCACGCUUUCAUGAGCCACCAACCAGCAGCAGAAAUGAAAUCGUGUACUCGCGAGGAUCAAAUCAAAAAACGAUGACCCCCCAUAUAGAAAAUCGCCAGCAAUACGGAAUACAAUACCAUACUUCGCAACAGCAGCAACAUAUAAGACAACCUCAGUACACAAAUGAUUAUCCUACCUAUAGUAAUGCGCCUACAUACUCUCAUCGAAGAUCUUUAUCGUCCGACCAGUUGCAUAGCACCCAACAAGCGUGUAGUCAACAUCAUUCGAGAUCCAUCUCAUAUGACCAAUUGGAAUUUAUGACCAACGUUUCCCCUUUCCCUCGUGUUGAUCCAAAAUUAAAUGUCGCUAUAAAUGUAGGUGGUAUGGAUAAUGGUUGCUAUACGCCUCAAACAAAUAUUUCUCAUCAUAACCAGUCAAUGCCAACUUUUAAUCCGCAACCCCCACAAGCAUAUCAUUCACCAUAUAAUCCAUCUAAUCUGAAUAUAUCAAGUACAAUUUUACCACCAUCUAACCUUAAUUGGUCCGAUUGGGAUGUUUAUCUUGGGCAUCAUACCUCUUCUCAGCAACAAUAAAAAACAUCCCAAGUGAAUAUCGUGUGAUAAAAAUUAUUUUACGAGUUAAUGUUUUAUUUUUCGGGGAAAUCAAAGCUACCAGGCAAUUGAGCAAUGAUUAGUUUAUGUUUAAGCCAUACCUCUUUUUACAUGCACUGUAUUUUUAAUAUUAAUGAAGUCUACAAUUUUUACACUACAUAUACA
Mucor mucedo is the source of this 2850-nucleotide messenger RNA. Its product is annotated as fungal-specific transcription factor domain-containing protein. The record is from RefSeq and is a predicted model, not a curated record. The transcript has 5 exons. Gene Ontology annotation, molecular function: DNA binding; zinc ion binding. The coding region runs from base 346 to 2667 and encodes 773 amino acids. NCBI's taxonomy places the organism in Eukaryota, Fungi, Mucoromycota, Mucoromycetes, Mucorales, Mucoraceae. Gene Ontology annotation, biological process: DNA-templated transcription.